AUGUAGAAUAAUUAAAUUUAAGGUUCACCUUCAAUAGAUGAAAAAGCUUUACUUAAAAUGAUUAAUAUGGUUUUAUCUUACCUUUAUUAGUUCUAAAAACAAAAAAAUAAUAAUAUGAAAGUUUUGAUUUUAGUAGGAGUAACUGGCUCAGGGAAAAGUACAAUAUUCAAUCUCCUUGGUGGGGCUAAAUUUAAAUUGAUAUAGAGUGAAGAUGGAGUUGAAGAAUUAGAAUUAGAAGAGAUUUCUACAGAAUUCUCAAUUAUGAAAGGAGGAAUGUAAUCUGUAACUAAAGAACCUAAGUACUAUUUUAACGAAGAAUUUAAUCAUUUGCUAAUUGAUUUUCCAGGAUUUUAAGAUACUAAUGGUGAAUUCGACCAAAUUAUGAUAUAGAUGUUAUUUUAUAAAAUAUCCACUCAAUCAAAAGUUAAAAUAUUGUAUGUAGUAAGACACCCUGAGCUAGAAUUUUAGGAAAGAGGUACAAAUUUACAAGAGUUUAUUAAAACAACUUUUAAAGAGCAAAGCAUUGGAAUUGAAAGCUUAACUUUGCUACUAAAUGCAUUUAAUGAAGAAAAUUAUUCUGACGAAUUAGUUAAAACAUCAGCAACUGAAUAAAUACAGGAGUUGUACCAUCCUAAGAGAGGUUUGAAUAUUAUAGUUCUUAGAAAAAUCAAUUCAGAGAUUGAUAUAGCAAAGUAAUUUUCUGAUGCAAAUAGAAGAAAAAUAUGGGAAGACAUAAUCAAAUCAGAAGAAAUAAAAUUAUAACCAAUUUAAAUUCUUCAUAUAGAAAAGAUUAGUGCUUAUUUAAGCGAAAAAAGUUUCAAAUAUAUAGAAAAAGUUUGGCUAUCAAUUUAAUAAAAAUUAACUCAAAAUUUAUAAAAUUCAUAGUUUUAUAACAUACCAAAAUUAUAGAAUUUAUGCACUAUGUUCAAAGAAUUACCCAAAAUAACAAAAACUAACUAUGCAUAAUCGUAUAGAUAAUUUGUAGUUGCUUCAAGCGUUAUUGCCUAACAAUUAGGUUGUUCCGAAGAAGUAAAAUACAAAAGCGAAGAAUUUUUAAAGAUAUAUUAAUUUUUUUAAUAAUUUUCAGAUUUAAUAAAUGGGUACUCUGAAUGUUAGAAACAUUCUAAGUUUGCUUAAGAUUUAUACAAUGAUAUGAUAAGGAUGAUUGAAAAUAAAAUUGGCUUCCUAAAGGAAAAUCAAAAAGUGUAAAUUACAAUUGCAGAGAAGAAUUAAGAAAUAAAAUUAAAAAAUAAUGCCUUGGCAAAAGCAGAAUGUUAGAGAUUAUAGAAAGAGCAAUACUAAAAAUAAUCAAGAUAAUUAAAUUUAGAAAUUGGGUAGCUAUAAUAAAAGAUAAUUUUGUAAAGGAAUGCAAUAAAAGAGUUAGAAAACUAAACUGAUUAGUUAAGGAACAAAUAUUUUCAACUUUAAAGGCAAAGUGAUGAAACUCAAAGAGAUCUAGAUGAAAAAAUUCAGAACUAAAUUCACAUCAACAAUUAAACAGAGGUGAGCUUGAAAAAAAAAUAAAAACAAUUAAAUGACUUAGAAAGAGAACAGUAAUAAAAACUAAAUGCAAUUAAAAUUGAGAUAGAAGAAUAAGAAAUAAGGAGAAGAGAGAUAUUAAAAUAAAUAGAAGAAGUUGAGAAUUUAAGGGAUCGAUAAAAAGCUAUGUUAUGUUUAAUUCGAGGUUCAAAUAACAAUUUAACAACUCAAGUAGAACAAAGACAAAAUGAAAUAACAUCAUUGAAAGCUGAAAUCUCCAGAACACAAACUUAUGAUAAUGGGUGUCAACUCAUAUGA
Molecule: messenger RNA, 1797 nt
Organism: Paramecium octaurelia
Lineage: Eukaryota; Ciliophora; Oligohymenophorea; Peniculida; Parameciidae
Source: the annotation of a GenBank genome assembly